GUAUCGGUCUGCACUUUUCAAUGAAUCGUAUUAUAUAUCCGACGGCUCAACUAUGUGGUUCGAAUACGACCCGUCAUGGAAAGAAACGGAAACAGAGAUCGACACACAUACCGAAGCACAACUGCGGAAGUUUGGGCGUUUUGGAUACAUGGAGUCAUGGGAAUACCUGAUGAUCAACACGUACGAUGUGCACUUUUACGCAAGUUGGGCUUUGCUCAAAAACUGGCCAAUGCUGGAGCUAUCUUUGCAAUUGGACUUCUGUGAUCAGUUGGGUCGUAAGGAUACCACAAAAGCGACUAGUUUGUGUGAAGGAACGAAAAUGGAAUUGAAGACGAUUUCUCGUAUACCUCAUGAUAUGGGACACCCUCAUGGCGAACCAUGGAUGCAGACGAACGCUUACAUUCUGCACGAUACGGCAAUAUGGCGAGAUCUAAACCUCAAGUUCGUACUUUCCUGCUGGAGAGAUUAUAAAUUAAUAGUGGAGAAGUUUUUUGAACCUCAAGAAGCGAAAGAAAUUCUUCGAUACUUUUACACUCAAAGCGAGGUCGUUAUCCGUAAUGCUGCCUACUGUGGUUCUCUUUGGUUGGCAUCGCUUAGUUCCAUAUUGUCGAUGGCUAGAGAACUCGGCCACGAAGACGCCAUACAACGCUUCGAGGACAUGCUGGACCAAGCAAAAGUUGCAUUUGUGAAGAAACUAUGGAAUGGAAGCUAUUUCAAUUUCGACGAAUUGUCAUCAGAUCAAGGAGUUAUUAUGGCCGAUCAGUUAUGUGGUGUAUGGUUCCAGACAAUGAUGGGAGGAGAAGAACUCAUUUCUGAUACUCAGGUCCUGUCCACGUUGGAUACUAUCUAUACACACAACGUCAAGAUGUUUGCUUCGGGAAAUAUGGGUCCAGUGAACGGAAUGUUUGAAGAUGGUGUAGUCGACAUAUCGAGUAUUCAAAGUGAAGAGGGAAAGCAGCAGGAAGGUUUCCACACGGCGCGAGGAAUUUUCGAAACAUGCUGGAAUCGUGCAGGGCUCCAGUACCAAACACCCGAGGCAAUUUAUGAGAAAAAGCAUUAUCGAGCCAUUGGCUACAUGCGUCCUCUAGCUAUUUGGGCGAUGCAUCACGCUCUUGAAAUGAAGUCCGUUCGAUGA
Haemonchus placei is the source of this 1135-nucleotide messenger RNA. The record is from the annotation of a GenBank genome assembly. NCBI's taxonomy places the organism in Eukaryota, Metazoa, Nematoda, Chromadorea, Rhabditida, Trichostrongylidae.